UUAUUACAGUGCUUGACUCCUGAGGAACCUCCACAGUGAUUGUUACCUGACAGGAGCACAUACACUAUAAGCAUGGCGUCAUGGAUUAGCGGGGAUGCCAGCCACAUUCGUAUAAACUCGACACACUCCUGUCAGCUCCAGGCACCGAGUGGAUUACCAGCUCCUCACCUGGUAUAUUCGCCAUGCAUCCCCAAUAUUACGAAAACACGCUCAACCCAAUUGCCAUCAAUGAAGCCAGUCUUCAAACGACACUGAGAGAGCUCCAGGUUGCCGUUCAGCGGGGUGCCUUACUAGUCCACAAGGGCUCCCCCCCUCCUACUGAGUGGGGAAGCGGCGGUCAUUACGUGGGACACCCAGGAAUCGCUAUUGCUUUCCUCCGACUCGCUCGCCAAGCCUCGUCUCUCUCAAACGACAAUGACCAGCCCCCCGAUUUCCGCAAGCUGGUGGACGAACACAUUGUCCCUGAUGGGCCAGAUGCUCCCAUAUUGCCGGCACGACUGUCUCCCGUGGGCUCGGCGCCCGUAGCUGCGGUUGUGACGCGCAUCUUGACUGCCGGGACGUUCGGCGGUGCAGUGUCGGAUAGCGAUAUCAGCUGUCUCCGGAAAGCGGUUGAGAUUGCGCUCGGAAACCCGCCCCUUCUUCCUCACUCUGGCCGGCGUAUGGGGGGUGACGAGCUGUUGUAUGGUCGAGGCGGCUUGCUGUGGGCGGUUCUGAAUAUUCGCGUCCUCCGCUUCGAUCGGGAAACCACGAAGGCGCUGCAGCCGGUUUUCGAUGCCAUUCCUCGAUUUGUUGACGUCGUCGUUCAAGCUGGGAAAGAAGGCCGCAAGGACUAUGUGCAAAGGCAUGGAGAAAAGGACGCGCUGCCGUUGAUGUGGGCAUGGAUGGAAGAUCAUUAUGGCCUUGGAUCUGUACACGGAAUGGCCGGAAUCCUGGCCGUCCUCCUAGCCUGCAAGCCCGAGGAACUCGACGAUGGCGUCCCCCGCAAUCAUCUCCCCCUAAUAGCCGGUACCAUUGCCGGCCUUUGCAAGAUAUGCAUCGCCAACAACGGCCAUCUUCCCACGUCGAUCCCCCUCUUCAGCUCCUCUUCCCAUCGCAAAUCUCCUCUCGUCCAGAUAUGCCACGGCAGCCCCGGCCUAGUCCAUCUCAUGGCCUGCGCCAGGAGGAAUGCCCCCCUCGUAUCCAACUACUGGGAUCCCAGCUGGGACGAAGCCAUCUACCUAGCCAGCGAGCGCAUCUGGGAGGAAGGACUUCUCUACAAGGGCGGCGGUCUCUGCCACGGCUUUGUGGGAAAUGCGUUAACCCUGCUGUACAUGUAUGAGAGUUACGAGUACGACCAGGAUCUGAUGGAGAAAGCGAGAACAAACUACGUCGAUCGCACUAAAACAGCCAUUGAUAAUAGCCAACACACCCGCCUCACUAGUGACUACUUGUUGUCGAGGGCGUUGGCGUUUCUCCUACAUGGACGGCAGUCGCCGCCGUACGAUGCUGCGAGCCAUGUCUAUCGCGUGCCGGAUCGUCCGUUUUCGCUUGCGGAGGGGCUGUCGGGGACUGUGUGUGCGUGGGCCGAAGCUUGCGUGGCUGUUCAGGCGAAAUUGAGGAAACUGGAGCUUGAGAAAGAGGGGAGGGCGGUUGCUUUCCAGGAUGAUGCUGUCUUUCAAUCUUUGACGGCGAGCAUGCUGGGAUUUCCCACUUUGGCUUAUUACAAACCUACUGGUGCGGUCUAGUGCCUCGCAUACUUGAACUCUUUACAAAUAUAUUGGCGGGGUAUAUAUACA
Molecule: messenger RNA, 1775 nt
Organism: Aspergillus candidus
Lineage: Eukaryota; Fungi; Ascomycota; Eurotiomycetes; Eurotiales; Aspergillaceae
Product: lanthionine synthetase C family protein
Exons: 4
Coding region: 183-1724 (513 amino acids)
Biological process (GO): peptide modification; carbohydrate metabolic process
Cellular component (GO): plasma membrane
Source: RefSeq, a predicted model, not a curated record